Symsagittifera roscoffensis is the source of this 919-nucleotide messenger RNA. RefSeq names its product mediator of RNA polymerase II transcription subunit 7-A-like. The transcript has 3 exons. Lineage: Eukaryota; Metazoa; Xenacoelomorpha; Acoela; Convolutidae. Gene Ontology annotation, biological process: regulation of transcription by RNA polymerase II. Gene Ontology annotation, molecular function: transcription coregulator activity. Bases 77 to 838 code for a protein of 253 amino acids. The record is from RefSeq and is a predicted model, not a curated record. Gene Ontology annotation, cellular component: core mediator complex; mediator complex.
AGUUUCAAAAACAUAAUUUUCAGACACUUUGAGUUGUUUAUUGACUUAAUUCAUCAUCUGAUCUGGCCCUUCUACGAUGAGCAACAACCCUCUUCUUACCAGCGAACCCACCACAGUAUCUGCAUACCCGAAUCCCCCUAUGUGUUUCAUAUCGCAAUACACUGACGAAGCAGUGGCGGCAGAUGAGGCUCCCAAGCCCCCUCCAGUACCUCCGUGGCCACAGUUUUCCAUAUAUGGUCAAGAGUACUCGGUGUCCACCGAAGAGCCGAUUGUGAGCUCACUCGAAUCUCAAGGCAUUCCACGACUGCAUCCUUUAGAGUUCGAUCACAAGGAGCAGUUGAAAAAGAUGAACCACUCAGUGCUGCUCAACUUUUUGGAUCUGAUUGACAUCCUUGUUAGGAAUCCAGCGAGUGACCAGGAAAGGGAGCAGAAACUGGACAGUCUCAACAGUCUGUUGGUUCACAUGAUGCACCUUGUGAACGAGUUCAGGCCCCACCAGGCCAGGGAAACAGUACGCGUCAUGCUCAAGGUACAAUUAAAACAACGUUCUGAAAUUUGCGACCGUCUUCAACAAUUUUACGACAAGCUGCAAGAUCAGUUCAAACAUUACCUUGAAGUGGUUCCUGAAAAGCUUAAAGCUCACAUUCCUUUUGAAGAUCUGAAAAAACUGGAUGAUCUCCAAAGUUCAAAACCCGAACCAGAGAUGGUCAAAGAAAACGAAAUUUUGAAACGGCCUCGAACUUUGGAUUAUCCAAAUGGUGAAACAAAGCAGGAAUCGCGGCUAAAUAACAACCAUGAUGUUAAUGUUGCUCUCAGUUUGGAUUCUGCUGAUAGUUGAUUUUGUAUAUUUAAUGUUUUCUUGUAUACUUAAUGUUUUCUGUAGAAAAAAAAGCGGAUUCUAUUUUUUUGUGAAGAUGCA